Zingiber officinale is the source of this 600-nucleotide messenger RNA. RefSeq lists its product as uncharacterized. Lineage: Eukaryota; Viridiplantae; Streptophyta; Magnoliopsida; Zingiberales; Zingiberaceae. The record is from RefSeq and is a predicted model, not a curated record. Bases 1 to 600 code for a protein of 199 amino acids. The transcript is spliced from 2 exons.
AUGACAUCUUUUUUCUUUAUGCUCGACGCCGGAGCAGUCAAUGGGGACCUGCUCGCAGACUCUAAAUCCCGCCGCCGUCGUAGAUGCUGCUUACUCUGCUGCGUCGCCAUGCUCCUCGUCGUCGCUAUCCUCAUGACCGUACUGGCCCUCAUUGUCUUAAAGGUCAAGGACCCUAAUCCUGAACCGCUUCACCCUGGAUCGGUGUCGCUCAGCUUGACGCUGGGGGUAGCCGCCUCCCUCGAGAACCCCAACUACGCUAGCGCCAAAUUCAACGCUGCCACCAUCGGGCUCCGCUACUGCGGCCGGGAGGUGGGCGUCGCAUACGGGCCGCCGGGCUCGGUCGGCACCCGCAGCACCCUGGACUUCAACUUGACGCUGGAUGUGAUGUUCGACCGCAUGCCCGGAUCAGAGGCAGAUCUGCUCGCCGACGUGAUAGCGGGAAGCAUUGUGCUGACGACGGUGACGGUCGUAGGGGUGAGGGUGAAGGUGGGAUUCAUCAACCAACAUGUGGACGCCAUGGUGAGCUGCAACGUCACCCUUUCCUUCGCCGUGACCACCCUUUCCGUCGCUGGCCAAACCUAUGACAGUAGGAUUUGGUAG